AUGUCGCCUACAAAGAGAAAAGCACAGGAGAAGGAGGACGGUACUGUCGACCACACAUCGUCAGUCAAGCAGCUCAAGAAGCACGUAUCCAACUACGCAGCCACGCCUAUCAUCCAUGGAUCAGGAUCACAUAGCAACAUAGCAACAACAACCACCAAGGUCGUUGUCAAAGCGGAGGAAGAACACAACGGCCCGAUCGUCACAAGAAACGCCCUCAUGUGGUUCAGAAACGACCUCCGCAUCCGCGACAACAAAGCCCUCUACGCCGCAUCCAUGCGCUCCAAAGUCGGUGGCACCGGCAACAACCACUUUCUCAUCGCCCUCUACAUCAUCUCGGAAGAAGAGUGGGCAGAACAUGAUGAGGCGCCCGUCAAGAUUGAUUUCUGGAUGCGCAACCUUGUAACUCUAAAAGCUUCUCUGGAUAAGCUGGCGAUCCCUCUGGUGGUCAAGACAGCUAGGAAGAAGACGGAUGUUGUGAAGGUCGUGGAGGAGGUUGUGGAGGGGAUGGGCGUUAGUCAUGUGUUUUGGAGUCAGGAGUUGAUGGUCGAUGAGCGAAAGCGGGAUCGGGUAGUUAGGGAGGCACUGGCGAGGAAGCAUCCAAGUGUUUAUGUGGAAGAGCAUGAGGAUCAGCUUGUCGUUCCUGCCGAGGAUGUCCGCACAAAAACGGGCAAUCCGUAUGCGGUUUUCACACCAUUCUACAACACUUGGUGCAAACUAGUCGAGACCGAGUCUCACUACCUCGAAAUUACCGAGAUGUCAGACGCCAACCCACUCAAAGCCAAGGAGAUCUAUGUAGAGUACUUCAAGGCAAAGCCUCCAUCAUCUCACCCUCACCCAUUGGAUGUCGACGAGAUGAAGCGCCGGUACCCUGCAGGAGAAGACGAAGCCCACGCGAGAUUGGAUAAGUUUGUCCAAGAAAAGGCGAAAAAAUAUCACCAGGGACGCGAUGUGCCACAUCAGGAUGGCACCAGUAUGUUAAGCCCAUACUUGAACGCGGGAGUGCUGUCAACUCGACAGUGUAUCGUCGCUGCUCGGAUUGCCAACAAAAACAAGAUCCAGAGUGGAGACGAUGGACUCAAGACCUGGAUUAAGGAGCUAGGCUGGAGGGUAUGUCUCCUCGAUUGGAUCCGUGCCUUCCAACCAAAGACGGAGCGAGUGCAAUGGACCGAUAACAACGAGCACUUUCAGCGGUGGACUGAAGGAAAGACCGGCUUCCCCAUCGUCGAUGCAGGCAAACAGUUGAAGGCAACGGGAUACAUGCACAACCGCCUGCGAAUGAUCGUGGCCUGCUUCCUUGUGAAGGAUCUUCUCAUCAACUGGCAACAAGGCGAGAAAUACUUUAUGAACAACUUGAUCGAUGGCGAUCUUGCCUCCAACAAUGGAGGUUGGCAAUGGAGUGCAUCGACGGGAACGGACAGUCAGCCAUACUUUCGCGUGUUCAACCCACUGCUGCAGUCGCAACGGUACGAUCCCAAGGGCGAGUACAUCCGCAGAUGGGUUCCCGAGCUCAAGUCGUUGACGGACAAGCAGAUCCAUGAUCCCUCCCAGGCGCUCUCUCCCAAGGACUUUGCCAAACUCGGGUAUUCAAAGCCGAUUGUGGAGCAUGCGAAGGCCAAGGCUAGGUAUCUCGAAGAGUUCAAGCGAGCGCUUGGCCUUUCCUAA
Linnemannia hyalina is the source of this 1662-nucleotide messenger RNA. Lineage: Eukaryota; Fungi; Mortierellomycota; Mortierellomycetes; Mortierellales; Mortierellaceae. The record is from the annotation of a GenBank genome assembly.